AUGUGUAGCGAUCCUAGUGGCGGUGAAGAGCCGAACCAGGACAAGAGCCUGAAACGUCCCCACGCUGUUGCUCCGGUUGAGUCCAGGCUUCCCAUUAAAAAGAGACUGUUGGCACGAUUGGCUGACGCUGGCACGGGUGGCGAUGGACCUACCUGCCAUCAGCAAGAACAGCAAGAGCAGGAGCUUCGUCAUGAGCCCGCUGGAGCUCCGUUCGAUUCUGUUCCUACUGGAAGGGCUUUAACGCCGGGUGAGCUCGGCCUGCAACCAUCGCCACACCUCAGUGGGCAGACGCCGGAGCAACAGCGGACGCCGACAGAACUCGAUGCAGCCACAGGACUGCUGACCCUUACCCCACACCAGCAUGAUGCUAAACAGUCUGUAGCAGGUACAGGGGAAGCAGCUUCUCCAGAUCUGAUGAGGCUCCAGCAGGAGGUCUACCAGCACCAAGGAGACCCGCCGCGGAAACAGAAGCAGCAGCCCCAACUAGAGCAACACCAGCAGGUUCAAGACGAUCUGCACCGUCAGAGGCUGCUCCAGUACUGGCAGCAUUUGCAAUAUCAGCAGCUGCUCUCAACGGAUAAGGUUCAGCAACAGCACUUCCUGUUUCAACAGCAGGAGCAGGGGAAGCAGGAUUUGCAAAAGCAACGGCAACAUACGCAGAAUUUGAUGCAACAGCAGCAACGUCCGCAGUACUGGCCUCAACAACAACAGCAGCAGUACUUUUCUCAGCAGCAGGGGAAUCCCCAGCCUCCACAAAGUCAGCAACAUUACGGCGUUCAACAAAGGGAACAAUACACGCAUUUGCUUCACCAGCAAGAGCCGAACUAUUUCCCUGAGCAGAAGGAGCAGCAUUCGGCCCAAGAGGAGAGCAAGCAGCCGCACUUGCAACUCCAAAAGCACGGGGAGCAAGUCAAACAACAAGAGAGGCAGGUGACAGCGACGGAGCA
Eimeria maxima is the source of this 947-nucleotide messenger RNA. RefSeq lists its product as hypothetical. The annotation marks the transcript as partial. NCBI's taxonomy places the organism in Eukaryota, Apicomplexa, Conoidasida, Eucoccidiorida, Eimeriidae. The record is from RefSeq and is a predicted model, not a curated record. The transcript has a single exon.